AUGACUAAGGACAGAUUGGCAGCUUUACAAGCUGCUCAAAGUGAUGAUGAAGAAGGAGGAAAUGAUGAUGUUCAAGUUAAUAUGGAGGGGAGAGAUGGAUUUAUGGAUGAGUUUUUUUCCGAGGUGGAGGAAAUACGAGAGAUGAUAGAUAAAAUUCAAGCUAAUGUCGAAGAAGUCAAAAAGAAACAUAGUGCAAUACUUUCGGCACCUCAAACGGAUGAGAAGGUGAAACAAGAAUUAGAAGAUCUAAUGGCUGACAUAAAAAAAACUGCCAAUAAAGUCCGUGCCAAAUUGAAGGUGAUAGAGCAAAACAUCGAGCAAGAAGAACACACGAACAGAUCAUCAGCCGAUCUGAGGAUACGAAAAACACAACACUCGACUUUGUCACGGAAGUUUGUCGAAGUUAUGACGGAAUAUAAUCGAACUCAGACGGAUUAUAGGGAGAGGUGUAAAGGGAGAAUACAGAGGCAGUUGGAAAUCACGGGAAGAACAACGACGAAUGACGAAUUAGAAGAUAUGUUAGAACAAGGGAAUCCCGCGGUUUUUACUCAAGGGAUAAUUAUGGAAACGCAGCAAGCGAAACAAACAUUAGCUGACAUAGAAGCGAGGCAUGCGGAUAUUAUUAAGCUAGAAAAUUCUAUUCGUGAGCUUCACGACAUGUUUAUGGAUAUGGCGAUGUUGGUGGAAAGUCAAGGAGAAAUGAUAGAUCGUAUAGAAUAUCAUGUAGAACACGCGGUAGAUUACGUACAGACGGCUACUCAGGAUACCAAAAAAGCGUUGAAGUAUCAAAGUAAAGCUCGCCGUAGAAAAACAAAAUUGAAAUUUAAAAUUUGUUGGCAUUCUGUCAUAUGA
This is a messenger RNA of Pediculus humanus corporis (human body louse), 852 nucleotides long. Its product is annotated as syntaxin-1A, putative. Gene Ontology annotation, molecular function: SNARE binding; SNAP receptor activity. The coding region runs from base 1 to 852 and encodes 283 amino acids. NCBI's taxonomy places the organism in Eukaryota, Metazoa, Arthropoda, Insecta, Psocodea, Pediculidae. The record is from RefSeq and is a predicted model, not a curated record. Gene Ontology annotation, cellular component: endomembrane system; synaptic vesicle; SNARE complex. Gene Ontology annotation, biological process: exocytosis; intracellular protein transport; synaptic vesicle fusion to presynaptic active zone membrane. The transcript is spliced from 8 exons.